UGCAGACAGCGCAGCCCGGGCUGGGUGGGAGAUGGCUGCUGCCCUCCGCAUCCACCCGAGGGGAGCCGCUGAGCGCCGGUCGCCGCGGAGCGCCCGGCUUCUCCGCGCCCGCCUGGUCCCCCAGCGCCCCCGGGUCGGCUCCUCUCGCUGGGGAGGGGAGGAGGAGACUCAGCGCCUCACCUGAAGGAGCUGCGCGUCGGCACCUUGGAAGGCCAGCAAGGGGAGGGGGAGGCUGCUGCUGAGGAGACGGUGCCCUCCAGCCCCCUGCUCCCUGGCCGAGCCAGUGCCUUCCCAGGCCAUUGUCUGAGCUGUCACAUGGGCCGUGGUGCUGAAUUUAAGCAGAUUUCCCAAGGACAUGCCACGAGCACUUCCUCCAGCCCGUGGGGACCGCCGGGCGGAGAGCUUCCCCCAGACACCCUCCUCUGCGGGCUUUACGAUGCGUCUGUAGCCUCCCCGAGAUGAGCUCGCCCAUUGCGAAGAGCGAAUCCAAGACUUCGCUGCUGAAGGCAGGGGGGAGCCGGAGGGCUGCGGCAGGAGCGGAGCCCCAGCCCAGGAAGAGCCAUGCCCGGGGCGGGAAAGGGCAACCCAGGUACCCAGCGCGGGAGCUGAGCCGCCAGGAGCAGCUCCAUGGGGACCCCAGUUCCAGGAGGCCACUUUGCCACCCCGGAGUCAAGGAGAAUGGAGUGAAGGGGCUCCAGAAGCAGUCACAUGGACAGGGCGAGAGCCAGCCGGAGCCAACAGAAGGAGGUCCAAGCAGAGGCAGCAGCAAGGCAGAAGCGAGGACCUCUAGGCACCAUCACCAUCACCACUCUCAGCAGCAGCAUCCCAGCCGGGACCAACAGCAGCCGCACACCCAGAGGGAUGGGGAGGAGAGGGAGGAGGACUUUUUCUUUGGUCACAGAGAGGGGUCUAGCAGAGAGUCCCUAAAGCUCUCUGAAGGCUCGUCACCUCUGUCCAAAUCCAGCAGCAAGUACUCCACCAAGUCCAACAGCAGCGACAGGUCCGGGGAGGCAGAUCCCCUCUUCCACCAGCUGCACCCCAUCCUCAGCUCCGUCUUUGGCCAGAUUCGUCAUGAGGAGAAGACCUGCUAUAAGGCUGUUCAGACCAGUGAAGAGGGGCCGUCAGCUUGCGAGUACCAAGGUCCACUCAUGAUGCUGGCCCAGAACUGCGCCGUCAUGCACAACCUGCUGGGGCCAGCAUGCAUCUUCCUGAGGAAGGGCUUCGCAGAAAACAGGCAGCCUGACAGAGAACUGCGACCAGAAGAAAUUGAAGAGUUAAGAGAAGCCUUCAAGGAGUUCGAUAAAGACAAGGAUGGGUUUAUCAACUGCAGGGACCUGGGGAACUGCAUGCGGACCAUGGGCUACAUGCCUACCGAGAUGGAGCUCAUAGAGCUAUCCCAGCAAAUCAACAUGAACUUGGGCGGCCAUGUGGAUUUUGAAGAUUUUGUGGAGCUGAUGGGACCAAAGCUUUUGGCAGAAACUGCAGAUAUGAUUGGUGUAAAGGAGCUACGUGAUGCCUUCAGAGAGUUUGACACCAAUGGCGAUGGAGAGAUCAGCACCAGCGAGCUGCGGGAGGCCAUGAAGAAGCUGCUGGGGCAGCAGGUGGGCCAUCGGGAUAUUGAAGAGAUCAUCCGAGAUGUGGACCUGAACGGAGAUGGGCACGUGGAUUUUGAAGAGUUUGUUAGGAUGAUGUCCCGUUGAAGGUUACGCUAAUCUGAAGAGGAACCAGCACCUCAGUGAGGGCAGAAGAGACCUGAGGGGAGCAUCUAGCCCCGACGUUCCCAUGCAAAGGUUUAUAGGCUGGAUGCAUUUGAGACAGUGCGAGAUGACCCGCCUCUCCUGCCCCAAAAUGGUCCCCACACCCCUCUGCCCUUUCACACUGUGAAAGACUCAUAACGUCCCACAACUGGAACUGUUCCUCCGAGAAGGCGACAGCAGGAAACUGCAGCGCCAGGACAAGCCACGAUCUUUUCAUGAGAUGUUUGCAACUUUAGACUCCUCCCCUCCUGCUUUUAUUCUCCACCAACUGCUGCAAAGCAAGAGAAAGAGAGACCCUCUUGGACUGGGGGAUGAAACCAAAGCCAUCUGGGAUUGGUGGCUGCAGCAGGUCAUGCUCUGCACCUGUUCGAUUCCCUUGGUGAACUGUGUCCGUGUUUGCUGUGUGUCUGUCUGGAGUUAUUUAUGCCUCCCUGGUACAUUCUCGUGUCUCCUGUGGCUACGUUUACCAAGAGCAUCUAGAAAUACAUGUUUGUGGGGGAAAAAAAGGUGAUAAAUGUGCAAACUGAA
Caretta caretta (loggerhead turtle) is the source of this 2285-nucleotide messenger RNA. It is a transcript of the gene CABP1, whose product is annotated as calcium binding protein 1. The record is from RefSeq and is a predicted model, not a curated record. Gene Ontology annotation, molecular function: calcium channel regulator activity; calcium ion binding. Lineage: Eukaryota; Metazoa; Chordata; Testudines; Cheloniidae. Gene Ontology annotation, cellular component: cytoplasm.